AUGGAUCAUUCUCGCGAUCCUUGCCCUUGGGUUGCCCUCUCCGAUUUCGGCGGAGCUUUCUCAAUGGGCGCGUUAGGAGGCACGUUAUGGCACGGUAUCAAAGGGUUCAGAAAUUCUCCUUACGGCGAACGAAGAAUAGGGAUGAUCACAGCCAUCAAAGCUCGAGCGCCUGUGACCGGAGGCAACUUUGGCGUUUGGGGUGGUAUGUUCAGCACGUUUGAUUGCGCAGUCAAAGGAAUCAGAAAGAAGGAAGAUCCCUAUAACUCCAUAAUCGCUGGAUUUUUCACCGGUGGGGCCCUGGCCAUACGAGGAGGCUAUAAGGCAGCAAGAAAUGGUGCAAUCAUGUGUGCGAUCUUCCUGGCUGUCAUCGAAGGAGUGAGUAUUGGUCUUCAGCGAUUGAUGGCCGAGAAUACAAGACUCGAUCUUCCUCCUCCGGGAACAGUGCCACCGGAUUCAUCGGGACGUAUGGCUGCGUGA
Messenger RNA from Rhinocladiella mackenziei CBS 650.93, 477 nucleotides. Its product is annotated as mitochondrial import inner membrane translocase subunit tim17. The transcript has 3 exons. Gene Ontology annotation, molecular function: transmembrane protein transporter activity. NCBI's taxonomy places the organism in Eukaryota, Fungi, Ascomycota, Eurotiomycetes, Chaetothyriales, Herpotrichiellaceae. The record is from RefSeq and is a predicted model, not a curated record. Gene Ontology annotation, biological process: protein import into mitochondrial matrix. Bases 1 to 477 code for a protein of 158 amino acids. Gene Ontology annotation, cellular component: mitochondrial inner membrane; TIM23 mitochondrial import inner membrane translocase complex.